AGAACAGCACCAGUGAUCGUAAAUUGUCAUCCACUGCCUCUCGACUCUCUCCCUGCUUUUGGCCUGGUGUUGGGUUAAGGACUGUACAGCUGUUGAGACCUCCACCUUGUGGACUGAUCUGAUCAUCGGGCUGCAGCAGAUGUCAUGGAUCUGAAGGAGCGCAGGCACCGUACACUGACCCACGGCCGCUGUGGGAAAGAUUUCCAGUUCACCACCUCCUCCCUUGACAACGACGAAUGUCGCGUACCCACCCAGAAAUCAUACAGCUCUAGUGAGACCCUGAAAGCUUUCGAUCACGACUCGCGCCUUCAUUAUGGAGGAUGUGUGGCGGACCUGGUUCACCAUGAAGCAGAUGAGUUCACCAGACAAGGAGAGUACAUGGAUUUUUCCCCGUUCCUGAGCUACUUCAAUUCAGGGAACUUUACUUUAGCGGAGCUGGGCAUUUGUGAACCCUCCCCUCAUCAGAAUGCAUACUGCCCUGAGAUCGGCCUCUUGCAGCACGGUUACUCUCUGAGCGCCGGCUCCGACGCGGACUCUGACCCAGAGGGCCCUAUCUCACCGGAGCGAGCCAUCCAGCUGUGGGGGGGCCAAGGCAUCAAGUCCCGCCGCAGUUCUGGCCUCUCCAGCCGGGAGAACUCGGCCCUCACCCUCACCGACUCCGACAAUGAGAACAAGUCUGAUGACGAAUCAGCAUACCUCGAAGAUGAUGUGGAUGAUUUCGAUGACCCUUUCGGUGAUAUUCCGUUCCGUAAGUUGCCAUUGAAUCUCUACCCCUGUGGAUACAGUAUGUCACAGAAUUCAAUACCCUGCUCCUUAUGGAGUAUAUUUUGUUGUGUUUUAUGUGUUUGUGUGCUUGAAAAAUAGAGAGUUGUUUCCUGUGUAGCAUCUAUUAACCUGAUCCCCCUGCUCAUGUUUAUUGUGCUUGAGUUAACCUCCCAAUCAGAGGCUUCUGGCCAACGGAUGAAACACAGUCUUCUGUUAUUUGUUAAUCAUUGUCCUUGCCACUUGCAAUAUUG
Molecule: messenger RNA, 1016 nt
Organism: Pimephales promelas (fathead minnow)
Lineage: Eukaryota; Metazoa; Chordata; Actinopteri; Cypriniformes; Leuciscidae
Source: RefSeq, a predicted model, not a curated record